CGCAGCCGCGAUGGUGGAGGCGUGAGGGCGGCGGGCCGGCGGCAGGCACCGUCCCCACGGGGCGCGGCGGCGGGCCGGGCCGGGCAUGGAAGUGGAGAAGAUGGAUGAGAAUGAAUGGAAGUACCAUGGGGAAGGCAACCAGAGCCUCGUCGUCUCCCACUGCCAGGUGACUUUGAACAACACUUGCUGCAGUGCUGAAGUGGGACUCCAGAACACAAUUUCAGUUUCUGGCUUGGCUGUAGACCUCUGUGAAUGGCGCUGUGUGGUGCUGCGGUUUUUGAAGUCCCCCCCAAACCAGAAUAAGACUUCAGAGGAAAUACUACACCAUCUGCAAAACAUCGUAGACUUUGGAAAACAUGUCAUGAAGCAGUUCUUUGGGGAGAACUAUGUUCACCACGGGGAAAUUAUUCAACUGCCUUUAGACUUCGUAAGACAGCUCUGUUUAAAAAUUCAGCCCGAGAGGCCAGAGUCUCGCUGUGAUAAAGAUAUGGAUACUCUUAGUGGUUACGCAAUGUGCCUUCCUAAUCUUACCAGGCUGCAGACCUAUCGUUUCGUGGAACACCGGCCAAUCCUCUGCAUAGAGAUUAAGCCAAAGUGUGGCUUCAUUCCUUUUUCCAGCCAUGUUUCACAGGAGAUAAAGCACAAGGUGUGUCGCUACUGUAUGCAUCAGCAUCUAAAGGUAGCGAAUGGAAAAUGGAAGCGACCAAGUAAAUAUUGCCCAUUGGAUCUCUUCUCAGGAAAUAAACAGAGAAUGCACUUUGCUUUGAAGAGCUUAUUACAGGAGGCACAGAACAACUUGAAAAUAUUUAAGAACGGGGAACUAAUUUAUGGCUGUAAAGAUGACCAGGAUGGUGUCUCUGACUGGAACGAACUUGCUUGUCACUUAAAACCUUUCUUUUUUCCUUCCAAUGGGUUGGUCAAUGGAUCACACUGUACAAGGACAAUUAUUAAAGAACUAAUCCACGUUAUAACUAUGACGCUACUAAGUAGUACCGACGCCUGCAGGGCAGGUGAUAUGAAGACAGUUCCUGUUUCACAAGGAAGAAGCUACUGUGAAGCAAGUGCUUUUAAUAAGGAGCUAGUAAGAAAUGGUAAACAUAAAUUGGAAAGCUCUGGCUUACCAAGGGGUUGUCUCCUUUAUAAAACCCUUCAGGCUCAGAUGCUUGACAUGCUGGAUAUUGAAGGACUCUAUCCUUUGUACAGUAGAGUUGAACAGUACUUAGAGGAAUUUCCUGAAGAGAGAAGUACAUUACAGAUAGAUGGACCUUACAAUGAAGCAUUUUAUGAGAAGCUGCUAGAUCUUUCAACUGAAGACGAUGGGACAGUAGCAUUUGCAUUAACAAAGGUGCAGCAGUAUAGAAUAGCGAUGACGGCUAAAGACUGCUCCAUCAUGAUUGCCCUUUCACCCUGUCUACAAGAUGAAUGCUCUGAGCAGAGACCUGUGGUACUAACCUCCAAAUCAAGAUUCACCUUCUCUGUGUCUGUCCUGGACCUUGAUCUAAAACCAUACGAAAGCAUUCCUCAUCAGUACAAACUUGAUGGCAAGAUAGUAAACUACUAUUUGAAGAAUGUACAGGCCAAAGAUGACCCAGUUAUGUCCAGUCUAUUCAAGGAGAAUGAAGACUGCACAUUAGUUCUCCAUAAAGUGUAACUGUUUCCUUAAGGUUAUUUUUAUUUGAACACAGUAGAAAGCAAAAGAUUAAUGGAAUACAAUUAUGGUGAUUUUUUUUUUCCUAUUGUGUUCAGUGCAUUUUUCAGCUGUGAAUGUUUUUGCUUUAAGAAAUGAUUUCUAAUUGGUAUGCCUUUUCAAAGACAUGGAAUAGCACUAAAACACACAUUUGCUAUAUAACCUUAAUGAAUGUAUUUAAUAUGACAGAACAGAUAAUGUGCCAUACCUUGGAACUAGAGGACAGAUCAAAUUAAUAGUAAAAGUCUGCUUCCUUAGAAUUGAAAGAGCACAAAAUGAAAGGUUUCCUGAGGUAUUGCAUUAACAUAGAAAGCCUAAUUACUAACAAGAGAAUUGCCUUGGAGCUUGUGCUUUGAGUCUCACUCGCACCUUCUAGGAAGAGGGAAUGCUCUGACAAAACCUAAUAUAAAACUUUAGCAUUAAGUCCACUGAAAAUACAACCAUAGUGGCUACUCAAGUGUUACUGAUCUCCGGAACUACCAUGUAACUGCAGAACACUUUUAAGUACUAAUGCAUGACAUUAAGAACACCAGACUGCCUCCAGAAGUUUUGCUAUCACCUUGUAUCUGCCUAAAGCUUCUGAAACUAAGUGAAAAGGGUUAAAGGUAAGCGUCUUUGAAUUUUGUGAUAGCUGGGCUUAACUCAUCUGACAUACUGGUCUUUUAUUUUCCAUACAUUAUAUGCUGCUAUUGAAGGUGAAACCACAGCUCGCUCUUACCUAAUUUAAAUUGAGCUAUAAGACUAAUAUAUUCUGAGUUUUACAGAUUAUUUCAGGUCUUUCAGAGUGUGUCAAAUGUUGGCAUUAUUUCACUGAUAUCCCACAUACUGCAUAGCACAACCAGCUGCUUUCUGGCUUGUUCUCUUUAAGUGACACAGAGGAAAGGUGACAGUAUCUGAUGUCCCCUGAAGUUGCAGGGGGUCACCUUCUCGUCAUGAGUACUGGAGCUCAGCUUGCAUCACCACUCCUGCAAUUUAAUGAUGGCUUGACUUUGUAAACAUUGGUAUGUGCAGGUGAUGUCUUGUGAGAUGGUGCAGUAAAAGCUACCCUGAAGGAAGAUCCUGAGUUGGAGCCAGGGUAGAUUCAAAACUGAGGGUAGUAUGAUAAAAUCUACAGCUGCUUUUCCCAUACACUUGGGGAUUACGCACCCCAAAAUGUGCAGAGAGAUGCUAUUCAAGCUACAGUGAACUGCUGUUACCUAGAUACAGCAUGUGGUUCCUGGUAAUGUUUUUCAAAAUAAUGUAGGCUAACAUUUACGAAACAUAGAUUUAUAUUGUAAUCUCAAUGUAACAUUUGAAUUGUUCCAUUUUAUCUGAAAUUCAGAAAGCAAACCCAGAAAGCCCUGUAUACUGGCACGACUCAAGGAAGGGAUAUGAAAUGUGGAGUAACACCACUGAGAGCAAUAGAGCAACUUGUAUUCCGCCCCCAGGUGCUGGCGUGCCUUUCUGGUGUAGACAGGGGCAUGGGCUGCUCUCGCUGAAAUGGGGUACUACAGCACUGCAGUAGGCUGGUAGUUGACAGCAGUGAUAACCCCUUCUCUCCAAAGCAAACCUGGGAGGGAAGAGAGCUAUUUUUAAAUCCAGAAAUCCUCCAACUGUUAGUUUUUGGGGUUUUAUGCUGUAAUUUUACACACACUUCAUAUGCAAAUAGAAGUGUCUGUGCUGAUCAAACAGUUUCAUUUUCAUGCAAGAAGGAGCUAAAGAUUAAAUAGAGGUUACACAAAACCAGCUAAACCAGUACCAUUGUCAGUGGGUAAAGUAGCAAUGAAUUUUGCCUGUCUACUGGAUUCCAAACUUGAAAUUAGUUUGCCUUAUAGCUAACAAGAUAAUCUUAUUACUGAGUUCAUCUAAACUUAAUCUCUGGCAUUGCUCAGCUGUAGAUUCUGACAGAAAACAAGUUGGUCUGUCAGUUAUUCCUGACCUAUCAGAACAGUAGGAGACUAUUUCAGCAAUCAAAUAGCAGAUUAUUAAAAGUACAGUAUUAUACUGUUGCUUUAGUUCUUGAUUUCUCCACCUAUUUCACUAUUGCUAUGUAAUAUUUUGUUAUAACUUAUAAGCGGAGCAGGCAGUUGUACUGCUUGCAUGGUUAGAGAGCUGUGGGCCUGAAAAGGAAGUCUUAAUAUUACUCGAGAGUCCACAGUUUGUGUUUUCAGCCCCUUGAUUUCCAGGAACUGUUACUCCCUACCUGAGAAGUACGCGACUCACAAGUGUAUAGCUUUGCUCGGGAUGGCUGGUGCAGGGCAGGAACUCUUGACACGUGCCGAGAGUUCACAAAUGAGCUAAUGGUACAUCCGAUGGAAGCAAAUGAAGAUGACAAGACAUCUGUCUAAUCGGUUUUGUUUCUUCAGGGAUGAAUGUAUGAAAUAUGCGAUGCUUUCGUAACGUGUUACCUACUGGAAUUUUCCCCAGAAGUAGGAAAUCAAAAUGAAGUACUGCAGUGAGCAGUCAUUAACUUGUCCAUCUCUCAUUAUGGAAGUGUAAUGGUCCUUAGCUAAUUUAAUGCUGUCUCUACUCAACACUUACAUUGUGGAAAACAGUGACUUCGUACACUUACUCUUUUUUUUUUUUUAAGCGUAGUAUGUCUUUGAAAUCUUCAAAUUGUCUACUUCCACCCUAAUUUAAUGAGAAAGCUAUUUAAUUCUUUGUUCUAGGAGUCUCUUACUGUUCUCUUGUCAUUUUAAAAUCACUGUACUUUUACAGAGCUGUGAAAUGAAAUGGAUUUUUAUGGACUUGAUUUUGACAGUGCAUGAUCUUUUAACACUUUCCAGGUAUCUAGAAAAUGUUAAGAAGAUAAACCACUCUGGUACAUUAAUGAUUCAGAAAGAUAAAUUUAUAAUGAAAUCACUCUGUACAUGUAACUAUUUUAUUUGGCAUUUUUGUAUUUAAAUGGCUGUAUUUAUUUUCAUGUCAUGACAAUUUAUAUAUAACGUGCCAUAAUUGUACAGAUAGCAUGUUUUAUGAGUAUGGUUUCUAAAUGGAAAAUAACUUAAUGUUUAUAUUCAAUAAAAUUAUAGACUGUGUAACACAAUAUCUUAAUUAAAACUACUUUUGAAAUUGC
This is a messenger RNA of Grus americana (Whooping crane), 4742 nucleotides long. It is a transcript of the gene IPPK, whose product is annotated as inositol-pentakisphosphate 2-kinase. Gene Ontology annotation, molecular function: inositol-1,3,4,5,6-pentakisphosphate 2-kinase activity; ATP binding. Gene Ontology annotation, cellular component: nucleus. Bases 86 to 1651 code for a protein of 521 amino acids. Gene Ontology annotation, biological process: inositol phosphate biosynthetic process. The record is from RefSeq and is a predicted model, not a curated record. The transcript has 14 exons. Lineage: Eukaryota; Metazoa; Chordata; Aves; Gruiformes; Gruidae.